Raphanus sativus (radish) is the source of this 2607-nucleotide messenger RNA. RefSeq lists its product as uncharacterized. Gene Ontology annotation, molecular function: protein binding. The record is from RefSeq and is a predicted model, not a curated record. The transcript is spliced from 2 exons. NCBI's taxonomy places the organism in Eukaryota, Viridiplantae, Streptophyta, Magnoliopsida, Brassicales, Brassicaceae. The coding region runs from base 727 to 2520 and encodes 597 amino acids.
AAAAACAAAUAGAUAUUUUACUAUUACUUUCCUCGUGAACCAAGUGUUUUGAUUUCUAGAGUAAGUUUGUUCUAUUAUGCUUCUUCUUUUUCAUAAUCUAUUGUAAUGAUAUUUUUCAGAUCUAAGUAAAGAGAAGUUUUCUUUCUUCAUCAAUCUCUUUUUUCUCCUUACUUACUCUCUCAGUCUCAUCCAUUCUUUAUUUCUCCAUCUUUUUCACACUAUAUUCACUAAAUUCUCAUGUGGUAUCAGAGCUUCCAAACUCCUAAAAACCUAUAAAGCUUCUGUAAAUCAAGCACAAGCUCACCCUCAUUGUUGUUUAAACUAUUGGAGAAGUUUCUGUCUUAUGUGUAUUUCUGUCUUAUGCUCUUGAAUAUAAAACGUUCGUGUAACAAUUUCUACAAUCAAUUUUAUAUAUGCACCAGGCAUGCCGUAUCAUCUGUUUAGAUAUCUUUCGAAAGAGUGCCAGUAAAAACGACUGUACUACAAAACCAUUAAUCAACUUUUUGAAUUGUUUAAACGGAAAGGACCAUUUGCAUUUCGCUUUCUCAUGCGGCCGCUAGAUGUCAUCACGUCACUAGGCCACUUUAGGUCCACUUUUCAAAUAAACAAAGAAACUCCCACUUUGAUCCACCUGGAUCACAUACAAACCCUAUUUUACCUUUUUGUAUUUAACCUUCUUUAAUCAGCCAAAACAGCCAAAACACCAAAACAAAUCAGAAAUCUCUUAUGGACCACUUCUCUUGCAAGGGUACGAACAAGAUGACCAGGAGGUCCCACGCUAUUGUCGGCUUUAGACCGUGUUGUUUCUUUUGUGUCAUGGAAGAAAAAGACCCUUGUGUUAGAAAAGCAUGGUUACAGUUAUCUCUUAGAGAUAUGCACAUGACAAGAGACGACACAGAGCUCGCUCUCACACUCAGUUUCAUCUGGAGAUUCGCCAUUGACGACCCCGAGAACCCCGAGUUACCGUCUCUAGGAGUCUUCGAGUGUAUGACAAAGUUGUUGAAGAAAAGUCUUGAGGAUGUAGAAUGGGUAAUGACUGGUCAAAAUGUGUAUGUUCCAUACUAUGCAGCUCAUAUCAUUGGAUCUUACACCAUGAAGAAGCCUAAUUUUGCUGUGAGAGCUGUGGAGGCCGGUGUCAUCGCUCCGUUAGUGGAGCUUAUGAGAGGGAAAAUGAGUUGGGUCGAGCAAAGAGUGGUAGUUAGGGCGUUAGGUCACUUGGCGAGCUACGAGAUGACGUUUGAGGCAGUGGCUGGUUACGAGAAUGAAGUGGUGAGAUUAGCCAUGGACAUUGCAACGACAUGUGUAUAUGUUGUGUACGAAGAGUUUCUGAGUGUUCAAGAAAGAGAAGGAAGAGUGAGAUAUCAUUGUGACUUGCUUACAAGAGGACUUGGAGGGGUAGAGAUGGAAGACCGAAAAGCUGAGGAAUGGGCAAGCCAACUCCAAUGCUGGUCACUUCAUUUACUCAGUUGCUUUGCCUACAAGCAAAUGUCUAUUUCUCUUAUUUGCAACAAAAACUUUCUCAAGGAGCUUAGCCAGAUGUGGGGUGGAUUGGUUAACCACACUCCUGCAGGCAUCGGGCUAGUCCGGAUUCUUUGUUAUAGCAAACAAGGGCGAGGACAUGUUUCAAAUUCCAGAGAAAUGAUAUUGAGCCUAUGCAAUCUCUCCCGGUCUUCUGAUGAUUGGCAAUACAUGGGUAUAGAUUGUCUAUUGCUUCUACUCAAAGACCAAGAAACAAGGUAUAAAGUCUUACAGACAUCAUUGUUUUAUCUAGUAGACCUAGUUGAGCUUAAAGCUCUUAAUGAUAGAGCAAACCUAGGUGAUAGGAUAACCAAGGUUCUUCUAAUGGAUAACAAUAAAAAGAAAGGUUGUCUUUACACAUACAAGGCUCAAAAGGCUUUGAAAGAAAUAUGGAGGAUUAAAGUUGAGAGGAGAAAGAGGGAGAGAAAGUAUAUAGAGAGAGAUAAUCAAGAAAAGUUGGCAGAGGCUAGUGUAGUUGUGAAUUUGAUUAAGCAGCAAGCAAAUCAAUUGCUUUGUGUAGGAGACAUAGACGGAGCUAUUAAAUGCUACAACGAAGCAAUAGGCUUAUGCCCUUUGAAACUUAGGAGAAAGAGAAUGAGUCUAUAUAGCGAUAGAGGAGAGUGUUACUUACUUAUUGGAGAUGCAGACGCAGCCAUAAGUGAUUGCACAAGAGCUCUUUGCUUGUCUGAACCCGUGAACUCGCAUGGUAAGAGUCUCUGGACAAGGUCAAGAGCUUAUGACAUCAAAGGGCUUUCAAGAGAAAGCUUGAUGGACUGUAUCAUGUUCGUUAGUGUCCGGUGCUUUCGUGGAAAAAUCCCUUACUAUGCUGCUCAAAUGAUCAGCAAACAGAUGGAGUCAACGUGGCUGUUUGAAGAGGCUAGAGCAAGGAGGCUUCGAAAGAUGAUGCUCAAAGACAAAAUUCAUGGCUUAUCCACGAUAACAGAAGAACCGGGGAAGAAGGAUAUGAUGAUACAAAGGAAGAAACCUGAUCCCUUGGACUGAUGAAUCUAUGUAGCAUCUAGCUAGCUACUCUUAUCUCAUAAACAAGUUUUAUUUUCUGCAUUUUGUUCUUAAGAUAGAAAGAUUAGU